This is a messenger RNA of Neoarius graeffei (lesser salmon catfish), 2556 nucleotides long. It is a transcript of the gene ccdc61, whose product is annotated as coiled-coil domain containing 61. The transcript has 13 exons. Lineage: Eukaryota; Metazoa; Chordata; Actinopteri; Siluriformes; Ariidae. Bases 217 to 1743 code for a protein of 508 amino acids. The record is from RefSeq and is a predicted model, not a curated record. Gene Ontology annotation, cellular component: centrosome.
CUGUUUUCAAUUGUUUAAACUGACAGUGCAAAUGAAGGUUUGCUAGCUUAAAAUGGCUUAUCUAGAGCUACAUGUAAGAUGUUUGUUUUGAUAUUUUUAAUUGUUUCGGUUUGUAAGUUAAAACCGUUAAAUGUAGGAUUUAAAUCACUCUGCUCAGCUCUUGGAAACACAGCAUCUCCGUCUACAACGGGUUACUGAAAGUACCCUAAAUUUAUCAUGGAAGUCGGCACGGUUGUACAAGAAGAACUGCGAUUUCGUGGAGUUGAUUUUGCCGUUAAAGUGGAACUGCAAGAUCGCUUACUAACAGUUGAGAUUUCGGAUAUCAUGACAGCAGACCAGUGGAGUGGGGAAUUCGAUCCAGCCUACAUUGAAGAUCUCACUCGCAAAACUGGAAACUUUAAACAGUUCCCUAUAUUCUGUAGCAUGCUCGAAUCUGCAGUCAGUAAGUCUAGUGAGUCCGUAACGCUUGAUCUGUUGACCUACUCGGACCUGGAGCUUUUGCGGAACAGGAAGGCAGGUGUGGUGGGGAGACCACGUACCCAACAGCAGUCCUCUGCUCUCAGUGCUAAACGCUACCUCAUCCUCAUCUACACUGUGGAGUUCGAUAGGAUCCACUACCCAUUGCCACUGCCAUAUGUUGGUAAGCCUGAUCCUGCAGCCCUCCAGAGAGAGAUCAGGGCACUAAGGGCUGAACUAAAUGCCAUGAGGACGCGAGGAGACCAUGCGGUGUCAGACCAAGAGAGCCGCCGACUGCGUGCAGAGCUGGCUGUGGUCAGGGAGGAGAAGGAUGCGCUGGCUGAAGCUCUGGAGCAAUUGCGAGUAGGGACUGGCUCCAAUUCAGGGACUCGGGGGCUCAGAGAAGUGGUGCGCAGUCUAGAGGAGCAGCUUUUAAAAGAGAGAGCAAAAAGCCAACGUUCAGCAAGCAAGAGGGGUCAGGAACAGCGCCAUCUAAUGGAGCAGUUGGAAGAACUGAGGGCCUCGGAGCGAGCUCUACGAAUACGUGUGAAGAGUCUGACCACAGAGUUAGCUGUGUUGCGCCGGGGGCGGAUUACACCGGUUCUGACAGGCCGGAGUGGGUCCAGGGGUGAGGUAGAUCGUCCGCGGUCGGCUUCAAGGGAACGUGGUUUACCCCGAGCAGGGAUGAGAGCUCGCUCAGGAUCCAGAGAGAGAGUAGAGGAUCGGAGCAGGAGGUCAGAAGAGAGGGGGAGGAGGUCAGGGUCUUCAGGUGCACCCAACCACUUCUCAAGACCUUCACCGUCUCCAACAGGGUCAAGAGGGCCACGAUUUGACCCAACAGCUUAUGUUCAAGAGCGACAACGGUGCCAAAAAGAGACAGAACUCAAGAACCAAAGGAAGCUCAGAAGGGACAUGUUGGCAUCGCCAACUCAGAAGGAACGCGGUCGUUCACGGUCCAGAGAACAUGUUCCUCAGUUGAUCAGACGGGGGAGUGCUGGCCGGUGCAGGAGCACAUCUGUAGAGAGCAGGAGGAGUCGUCACUCUUCUGAAAGCUCGCUGGCUGAGUUUGAGGAUCUCGCUAAGCCUCUGUAUAGCAGAGGAAGAAAACUGGCAUAUAUUGGUCCAGCUAAGAUAAGAGGAAGACACUUGAACAAAAAGCCAAUGUGUAGCACUCCAACACAAAGAGUGAAAGAGUUUUCUGCGGAUACAGGAGCGGACCUUUCGGAGAUUGAUGCUCGGCUCCAGGCUCUGCAGGAGUACAUGAGGGACCUGGACACAGGAUGCUAGCAAUACUUGGUGAAUUUUCCUUCAUUAGGGUUUUAUUGUACAAGCUGGUGGUGACAUUCAUCAGGAUGGACAAUUUUUUUGUUUGUUUUUAUCUCACUGUUCAAACAGAGGUGUAGAACUUGACCAGUCCUAGAAGAUAUGUGCAAUUAUGGAUAAAUCCUCUUUAAACUCUGAAAGCAUGACAUUUUUAUUCCAAUUGACCCUUGCUUGACUUAAAGGACUCAGGGUCCAUGCGUGAAAUUAGGAUAUUUAUAUGUAGUAUAACUGUUUUCACUAAUUUGUACAUAUUUUGACAUUUUUAUACAAAAAUUUUUAAUUUCUAUGUCUUUGCCUAUGAUCUAUUUUCUAAAAUGUUACCUUAUGAUGGUAUCACUUGAUGGGAUUUUGUUUAAUUAGUUGAAAUUCACUCAUUUACAUAUAAAACCUUUCCACGUUUGGUUUCAAAUUUAGAAAACAUAUGCAAAGUUGUCAGAAAUGUUUACACAAUAUUCGCCCUUUACCCCAGGUAUGACUGAUCAGUUAAAGCAUGCUUGGUGUACUGCCUUUGCUUUAUUAGGGCCCGAGCCCUAUGGGCGAAGGCCCUAUUGUUCUUGUAAGAGUUCACUAUUAUUAGGGCCCGAGCCCUACUGGGCGAAGGCCCUAUUGUUCUUGUAAGAGUUCACUAUUCUUCUUCUUCUUCUUCUUCUUCUUCUUCUUCUUCCGUCUUCUUCUUCUUCUUUAUUUUUCUCCGCUGUUGGGCCAUUUUCGGGGCGCUUGCCAUGGGCGAAAACGCGCGAAAUUUGGCACCAGUUCCGAGAAUUGCCACCGCUACUC